Nematostella vectensis (starlet sea anemone) is the source of this 2180-nucleotide messenger RNA. Its product is annotated as melatonin receptor type 1A. NCBI's taxonomy places the organism in Eukaryota, Metazoa, Cnidaria, Anthozoa, Actiniaria, Edwardsiidae. The record is from RefSeq and is a predicted model, not a curated record. Gene Ontology annotation, cellular component: membrane. Bases 940 to 1911 code for a protein of 323 amino acids. Gene Ontology annotation, biological process: G protein-coupled receptor signaling pathway. The transcript has a single exon. Gene Ontology annotation, molecular function: G protein-coupled receptor activity.
AUGUGGUUAUUCUUUAUCAUGUCUAUUCUACUAAAUAUUUUCUACACUUAGCAGCGGUCAGUUAAAAAACUGUCAUUUUCCAUUUACCAUUCGCACUGGCGACUUUUUUUCAAAACAAGGUGUAUACAGUCAAUUAUCGCUAUUUUGACCUUAAAGUUUAACUAGGAAUAAGCUAAAAUUUAAAUUUGAAAAUGGAACACAAAGAUUGCUUCGAUCCUGCCAGAAAUGUGGCAGACAUGUAUAACAUUAUCACUCUCCAAAUGGGUUUCUUCUUCUUCUUUUUUUUUUUACUUUUUAUCAAAAGUUUUUGCUUUCAAAACCGGAAGAAGCUCAAAGUUAAAACAGCAUCUUCGAAAUGAAAUUACUUCUGUAUGUACUGGUUGUAUGUUACGAUACAAAUAGUGCGUGGCGAAGGGGUUUUUCAACAGCGUCACCUGUCUUCAAUAUCUUUUUUUUUUUUUUUGCUUUUUUAUUUCAUUUUCCUAAUACAAUUCUUCGAAGGAUCAAGUAAAUGAACACAAAAGAUUGCUCUGCUGCUUGUCUCAACAUUAUACGCGCAAAGUGGGUUCGGCAUCGAUAUUGAUCCUGUAUGUGUGUUGAUGCUAGGGCGAUCGCUUCUCAUCCCCCGUAAUAACCCCGCUUGUCGCCGCAGGGGUGUAAUUGGGAUUAUACAUGUAAAAUAUACUAGAAAGAGGAACCUGAGCAGAGUCUCUCUUCAUUGGACGAAAGUCUAAUGAUGUUGCGUUAAAAAAUAGUUAUAUCCGGCUACUGUUUUCAUACAGUUUACUUUUGUCUCCAUUUGAUACGGCUUUAAUAAUAACAUAGGGCAGAUGGUUGAUAGUACAAAGACUACGAUCGUGUUAUUCGUUUUGUCAUUCUAGGAAAGUCGCCAAGUGUAAUAUUGCAUAUCAUUACGCACUCAAAACUUAUGAAUUUAUCAUGAAUUUAUCUUCUGUUGAUGCGAGGUUAAGCACCUUACAAAGGCAACUCACUUCACGAUCAACAGCUCGCAUUGCCUUGGAGACUUUGACGUUUGACGUGCUCCAUGUUAUAGGUCUGGUCGGUAACUCUCUUGUCUUGUGGAUCGUCAACAAAAAGAGGCAUCAGCGCAAGACCAUUAACUUAUUCGUCGGAGCACUAGCAGUUUCGGAUCUUCUGCUGAUUGUUAACUUAGCAUGUUUUUCAAGCCCUUCAGUAGUGCUAGGAAAGUGGCCGUUUUCUGGCUUCUUCUGUCAAUUCCAUGGGCUCUGCAUCGCACUUCUUGCUAGCGCAUCGCUAUUGCUUAUGGCUGUCACUGCUGUCAAUCGCUACCUCCAAGUCGUGCACGCGAACUAUUAUCGAAGGUUGUUCACCCGAAAGCGCACGAAACUCUUCAUUUAUGGGACGUGGGCGUUGGCUUCCAUUUCGCCAAUCCAAUAUUUGGCGAGCGGAGAAUUGUAUUUUUUCAACCCUGGAAAAUUAUUUUGUUUUCAAGGACCUGACUUAAACCCAAAUACUUUGUUUGUAUACAUAAGUGGUGGUACUUCGAUGUUUGUAGUGUUAUUGUGUUAUCAGAAGAUCUUUCAGACCAUUCGUAAUCACCAGGGCAGAGUUACUGCCAUGCAACAAAACACCAACCCCAUAAACGGGCCAAACAUUCAAGAUAUCAAAAUCACUCGAACUCUUUUCUUGACUGUGGUGGGAUUUGUGUGUUGUUGGACUCCGAUUUUGAUCAUCGAUUUUAUCGACCUUGCUCGAGGCACAUUCUCAUUUCCUCGGGAACUUUACCUAUUCUAUUCCUGGCUUGGAGCGCUAUCUUCCGUCAUAAAUCCUUUUAUAUACGGCGUUAUGAACCCUAUGUUCCGAGAAGAAUUCAAGAGGAUCUACCUCAGAGUACGAUGUAUUGAUAGCAGCCAGGUGGAGGUGUUUUAGUAAACACUCGCUAUGCCAUAUCUGAUUGGGGAUGUAGUGUUUAUGAAUCAUUUUACACACGGCGUUAUGAACCCUUUGUUCCGAGAGGAAGACUAUAAAUAUCUGAUUUAGAAUACAAAAUACAGUUAAAAACCGAGUAAGAACCUUCAUUUCUGUGAGUUAGCCUAAACAGGUUUUUGUUCAAAUGGAAACUUCCUACUUCAACAAAUAGGAUUCUUGAAAUAGCUUUGCAGCUGCAACACUUAAUAAAAUGAUUAAGAAAAUAUGAA